This is a messenger RNA of Gastrolobium bilobum, 825 nucleotides long. Its product is annotated as protein phosphatase inhibitor 2. Gene Ontology annotation, biological process: regulation of signal transduction. Gene Ontology annotation, molecular function: protein phosphatase inhibitor activity. NCBI's taxonomy places the organism in Eukaryota, Viridiplantae, Streptophyta, Magnoliopsida, Fabales, Fabaceae. The record is from RefSeq and is a predicted model, not a curated record.
AAGCUAAACACAGCAAUUCAUUUUCUAGUUGACCAAGCCACUCGGGGAUAGCUUUGCAUACUUUUGGUGUUCGAAGAGCCCAUUCAUCUACGAGAAUGAAGGAACGUGUAAGAUGGGAUGAGGCUAAUAUUGGAGAAAUUGAGGCAAACAAACCUGUGAGGCAAAAAAUUACUGAGCCUAAGACACCGUAUCAUCCUAUGAUUGAUGAUGACAGUUCUCCAUCCCCUGUACAAGGAAGUUUUGAUGAAUGUAUUGAUGGUGAAAAUCAAUCAGUAAAUGCUGAGCGGACUGAUUUUAGUAAUGCGGCCUCUUGUAGCAGAAAAGGAACUAAGCAAUCUGAUGGCUGGACAUCAUCCGAGGAUGAGGCAGAAGCAACGGAACAAGAUGAUGAAGAUAGAAGUUUGAGUUUUAAAGAGCACAGAAGGGCUCACUAUGAUGAAUUCCUUAAAGUCAAAGAGCUGCGACAGAAGCCUUCUCUUCUAGAGGAUGAAAACGAGGAGGAUAAUAAUACUGAGCUUGCUAAGGAGGAUAACAAAUGUGACUCAUCUUCUCCAGCGAGUGAGGUGAAGGAGAUUGACAUAGUGGGGAAAAAAAGUCUUCCAUUCAAUGCCUCCAACUCCAACUAAAUGUUUCUUAUAUGCUAAUCAACAAAUAAAACUUCUUUGUAUUUUGUGGACAGAAAAUAACAGAAUGAUUCACUGUAUUCGUUUUGUCAUGUGUGUGAAUAGCUUUUCUCUUUACACCGGGUAUGUUCAUAAGUCUAUGCAUGAUCCAUGCUCUUGUAAUCUGCCAAAUGAGAUUCUGUUUGGCAAGCAAUGAAAUAUU